Messenger RNA from Pelobates cultripes (western spadefoot toad), 597 nucleotides. Lineage: Eukaryota; Metazoa; Chordata; Amphibia; Anura; Pelobatidae. The record is from the annotation of a GenBank genome assembly.
GAAGAUAUGGUCCCAGUCACCUGUAAAAGAAAAAAGAAGAGAUGCCUUUCAUCUUCUUUAAAUUCUGAUGAUGAACAUGAUAUUGGUCCCUCUUCUCCUCACUCUCGUUUGAAUAUUCGAUUAUUUAAAUGGACAGUACCUCCAAAAGCCAAACGUGUAUUUUCCUUGUUUAAGGUUUCUAAGCAGUUUUCACACAACAGGGAUAAAUCUUGUUUGAGUGCUAUCAGUCCCUCACCAUCCUCCUCAAGAGCAUUUGCUCAUUCAUCCUCUGUAAGCCAGUCCUGUUCCAGACAGGGAUCACCUGAGAUUGAUUGGGAGUCUGAGGAGGUGGUUUGCUCUGCAGCUUCCACUGAACGAGGGAAGUUGAGCAACAUUCAGAUGGCCAGGAUGAGCCUUUUAGGUAAAGUGUUCCCUUCAAAAUUGUUCCAUUCCAGAUGGGCCAUCGAGCAAGAUUCAGAAGUCAGGGAUUUUGCCAAACUAGCUUUCAGAUCCUUGCUAGUUAAAGAGGAUGAUCCCCUUCUUAGAAACCAUAUUGGUAUCCCUGACAUUCUGGCACUAAUGGCUCCUGAAAUUGAUCCAGCACUGUUAUCCAUUAUA